Molecule: messenger RNA, 5371 nt
Organism: Dromaius novaehollandiae (emu)
Lineage: Eukaryota; Metazoa; Chordata; Aves; Casuariiformes; Dromaiidae
Gene: SEPTIN6
Product: septin 6
Exons: 11
Coding region: 80-1360 (426 amino acids)
Biological process (GO): intracellular protein localization; cytoskeleton-dependent cytokinesis; cilium assembly
Cellular component (GO): septin complex; microtubule cytoskeleton; septin ring
Molecular function (GO): GTP binding; molecular adaptor activity; GTPase activity
Source: RefSeq, a predicted model, not a curated record
CCCGCGCGGCGGCGGCGAUGGGCGCGGCCCGGCGCGGCGCCGCCCGGCCGGGGCGGGCCCUGGCGGCGGGCUCGCAGCGAUGGCGGCGGCCGAGGUGGCGCGGCAGGGUGAAGGCUGUCGUACUGUCCCCCUUUCUGGACAUGUCGGAUUUGACAGUUUGCCUGACCAGCUGGUUAAUAAGUCAGUUAAUCAUGGUUUUUGUUUCAACAUCCUGUGCGUGGGGGAAACUGGCCUUGGUAAGUCCACCCUCAUGGACACACUUUUUAACACCAAGUUCGAAGGUGACCCAGCAUCUCACUCACAGCCUGGGGUCCAGCUGAAAUCUAAUACCUAUGACCUGCAGGAGAGCAAUGUCAACCUCAAACUGACUAUUGUGAGCACAGUGGGCUUUGGGGAUCAGAUCAACAAAGAAGACAGCUAUAAGCCCAUUGUCGAGUUCAUUGAUGCUCAGUUUGAAGCCUAUUUGCAAGAAGAACUGAAGAUAAAGAGGGUCUUGCACAACUACCAUGACACCCGGAUCCACGCUUGUUUGUACUUCAUUGCUCCGACAGGCCACUCGCUGAAAUCCCUGGACUUGGUAACAAUGAAGAAGCUUGACAGCAAGGUCAACAUCAUUCCUAUCAUUGCCAAAUCUGAUGCCAUUUCCAAGAGUGAGCUGACCAAAUUUAAAAUUAAAAUCACAAGUGAACUGGUCAGUAACGGAGUUCAGAUCUACCAGUUCCCAACAGAUGAUGAAUCGGUGGCGGAGAUAAAUGGGACAAUGAAUGCCCACUUGCCAUUUGCAGUGAUCGGCAGCACGGAGGAGCUGAAAAUAGGAAACAAAAUGAUGAAAGCUCGUCAGUACCCCUGGGGCACGGUGCAGGUGGAGAAUGAGACUCACUGUGACUUUGUGAAACUGCGGGAGAUGCUGAUCCGUGUGAACAUGGAAGACCUUCGCGAACAGACCCACACACGCCACUAUGAGCUGUACAGGCGAUGUAAACUGGAAGAGAUGGGUUUCAAGGACACUGAUCCAGACAGCAAGCCCUUCAGCUUACAGGAAACUUAUGAGGCCAAAAGAAAUGAGUUUCUGGGGGAACUGCAGAAAAAGGAAGAGGCGAUGAGGCAAAUGUUUGUCCAGAGGGUCAAGGAAAAGGAAGCGGAGCUGAAGGAGGCUGAAAAAGAGCUGCACGAAAAGUUUGAUCGUCUGAAGAAGUUACAUCAGGAUGAAAAAAAGAAGCUAGAGGACAAGAAGAAGUCUCUGGAUGAUGAAGUAAAUGCAUUUAAACAAAGGAAGACGGCAGCUGAAUUGCUCCAAUCUCAGGCUCAGCAGGCUGGAGGAUCGCAAACUCUUAAAAGAGAUAAGGAGAGAAAAAAUUAACUGCUGUUUGGCUGCAUGGUGCACGAAGCACGUUGUCCUGUUCGGGUUUCCUGUAGAACCCUUCCCUUCGCAGCAGAAGCGAAUGCCCCCACAUUCGGUUAACAUGCAGCUAUGCCAUUGUGCCUGUUUGCUCACCUUUCCUCAUUGCUCCCUUACUCAGCUCACCAUUUUUUUUAAGCAAGAGCCUGCACCGUUGGCUGUUCUGGGUUAUUAGCUUCUGUGAAGAACUCGGCAAUAACCUAUGUGGAACUGGCAACAGAUGCUAGUUGCUGAUCUCUCUUCUCUUUCGGUCAAUAGCAGGCUGCCAAGUGCUUGUAGUGCUAGUGUCCCCUCUUCUGAAUUGUUACGCCUUUUUGUCCCUUCGCACUGUUUGGUGUGAGGGCUGCGUGACAGCAGAGCGCAGCCGCUUGGUGCGUUCCGUGCCUGCUGCGGGCCCGCCGCGAGUGCCGCCCGGUGCCGCGUUGUGGUGGGGCGUGCUGUGUCUCGAGAGAGCGGCCGCCCCCUCCCCUUUUCAGUCCGCUCUGCCUAACCCAUCAUUACCCAGCUGUGCUGUUACACGUGUGACUCAAAUAGUGUUAAAGGACUUUUCGCAAAACUUGACACCCCCUGAGGCAUGGGCCUGAGUCCUCCGCUCGCCAGGCUUGGGGGAUCUCCAAACGCGGAUCCAAGGCUUGCCGCUAAGCACUCCCUGAAUGCUGCGGGGGUCCCAAGGGGUCUCUGGCCCUGUCUCCCUGUCCCUGUGCUGGGCUCGAUGCGUGUCCUGGAUCCAGUCUCAGGGAAAAGUGGUCACCUCGCUCCAAGUAUCAGUGUUUGUGAAGAAAGAUGAUGAUGUUUCUUUAUCUUUCUUCUUGAUAAUUCCAACAAUUUCUGGUUUUAAUGCAAAAAGUAUUACCUAAGGUUUUUUUUAUAUUACUUGGCAUCUGUUUAGGAGUGUACAGAUGUUUAUAGGUUGUUUUUUACUUUUUCUAUUCAGCAAAAGCCUUUUUUUAAUGCAAGAUUUGCACUAAAAGGGAGGGUGUUUUGCUCUGUGUUUCAGUGGGGCCAGGAAUUUGCUCAGUGGCCAAGUACAACUAUGGUUUGCCUGCAGGUGUCUUCUCUGUAUUUCUGGAUGAGGAAAUUCUUUAAAAAAAAAAAAAAAGAAAGAAAAUAAUAAAGUCUUCCUCAGACAGUGAAUUCUGGUUAACAUUUAUUUCUUUUGUUUUUUGUUUUCUUUGCCCUUCUUUUACAGUAACCCAUGGCUCUGUACUGAGUAAUUACCCCUGAAUACAAUGGGCUGGAAUGGACCUUCAUUUACUUGUUAAAUCGGAGGGUCUAAUAAAACGUGACAGCAUUUCAGCUGUGACCUUUCCAUGGUGUUACCCUUGCUAUAUCGUAUAUUCUCAUUGUGAAUCUGUCUUUACUAUGUACUGGCGGUUAUUGUUUUUGUUAAACAAUGUAAAAUAAGUCCGUAAUGAGGUUUUGGAGACUGCAACUUUAAAUCUAAUUUUUUUCCCUACAAUUAAUGGAUUCCCCUUUUUCCUGGACCCUCUUCACCCAGAUGAUUAAGGGAUGUGGAAAUAAGUGAGUUAUUUUUGCUGGCAAAAUAACAAUGCAGUUUAAAUGUAUUUAUUGGUGACGUUAAGAUGACAACACCACCUUAGUUUAAUUAUGGCAUAGUUGAGAGAUUAAAAAUUCUUUUCUCUUUAUACUUGGUGUCCUUUCGUGACAUCAUCUAUCUAUUUUUAAUUUGCUUUUUUUUUCUUUUGCUAAUUCAUGCUACCUGAAAACCAGCGUUUAAUACUCAUUGCCAUUUCAGACGUGCUUGUUGUGGCCCUGAUGCUUCCGUUGCACUGUGCGCGGGCUAAGCUCUCCCUGCGUGGAGGAAUCCACCUGUCCCGGCCCUGCUGAAAGGUCAGGAUGUCCUGGCAAGUAGUUUCAACAAAGGCUCCUCAAGUCCUAGGUUUUUUGGAGGAUGAGCACACCUCAGACCUCGCCACGCGAGGUAAUGUGAUUUUCAGCACAAGCUGUUGCUUGGCAUGUUACCUGGAGAGGUAGUCUGGAUGAUGCUCAAACCUCCCUAUCUGCAAACCAACACCCUGUAAAACACAUGUGGGCCGUGGUGGUCAGAGCUUGUCUGAUCACCAGAGCAUUUAUUAAUAUUUCCCAGUAACGUGCUUUUCAUUGCCUUGCAAAAUUCGAUAUUCAGGGACAUGUUUUUUGGGCAGCUCCCUGGUCCACAUCUGCUGGUAAAUUUUGCUUUAGACCCUCUACUUCUCAAGUAUUUUGGUUUGCGCUGAAAGAUGUCAUUCAGAGCAUCUUGGAUCAGUGCUACCAAAUGAAAACUUUGUAUUCAGUGAUACACAUUGUAACAUAAAUAAAGAGCAAAGUUUAAAACAGUUCUCAACUCUUCCGGUCCACAGGCUGUUAGUCCAGCAGCACACCUUGUGCAGGAACCCCUUGAAACUAAGGUGUGGCCUGCAUUUCCAGCAAUCAAAGUAAUUAAAACUCUUGAUUGCAAUGUAUUUAUAUUAUCUCAGGUAUCCUGUUUCACUGUAAAUACAAUUUUAUUUCCCUUAAAAUGCUUUGGCUCUUUUUUUUUUUUUAAAGCAAGUUAAAAUAACUUGAGUAUUUACUUCUUUUAUUACUGUGGAAGGUAGGCCUGCUCCCCAAACCAGUCAAUAUCAUUUUCUCAGUGUUUUCUAGGUUAUUUGUUAAAAGGAGCAUUUAAUCUGGCUUUUGUUUCCCAUGCUGCAGGUCACUGGCUGUCUUUCUUGACCAUUUGCCUUAUUAGAAUGUUAUUAAAAGACUUCUUUUUUUAAAGGGGGUUUACUUAUGUGAUUUCCUUGAAGUAGUAGGUACCAUAAGAUAUACAGCCUCAUAGAAGAGGUUCCAUCUCUCCUCUGUCAGCUGUUUCCAUGUUGCAUCUCUUUCUCCUGCUUUUUGAAUGUCUUUCUCUUUUUGAUAAUCUUCUGUUUUUUUCUCUUUUUUUCCCUUUCUCUCUCUGUAGCUUUUUUUAAUCUGUCUUCGCCAGCUGCACUGGGUCUGAGGGAGAAGACUGCCACUUCUAGAAGCGUUUAGGGAUCUUAUGUCUGGGGAGGGAGGGGAAACAAAUCUUCAGUGUUAGUGUCUUGGAAAGAAGCUCUUUUACUGACUUGCAUGGUAUUUAAAAUUGAAGUGUCUUGUAAUUUGUGUGACAAGACAGAAUAAUACAGGGGGAAACUGAUUGUUUACCUAAAAUUUUGAAGAGCAACAGACAUGUGAUGUUUGGACUAAUGAUGUAGCGAAUACAUUUUCAAACAUUGUUAUGAGCAAUUUUUUUUUCUAAUUUUGUCUUUAACGAUAUAAAUGUCAUGGGCUUCCACAAGGUUUGAAGCCUACGGAAUAUUUUCAAUAUGCUGUUGUUUGGUUGGUUUUGGAAACUGUUGCAUUCAAAGUCAAAGGAAGUAUAAACAUGGUGCAAUUUGCUAUGUUGGCAGCCACGAAAUAUUUAAUUUCAACAAAGAAAUAAAGUAAGAAGAACCGUGUGUUUGCAUUGGUGUCCUCCUGUGUCUCACCACCUCACUAAACAAGCUCCAUUGCCUGAUCGACGGGGGUCGAGGGGUACUUUUUUUUUUUUUAACUAGACCAUCAAUUGCAUUAAAAAUAUGCAGAUAAUUGCACCUCCUCCUGUUCUUUAAAGUUAGAAAAUGAUCUUAUUCUUAGCAGUAUCAGGAGGGAGAGGUGAUGUUGACAGCUGGUAUAAUAAUAAUACUCCAUCCAAAUCUCAUGUGAGCAGAGCACAGUGUCCUAAAAAUGCACUGAAGCCAGUCCUAGCACUUCUCGCUCGUCUUGUCCUGCCCUCGAACACUCACUGCAUGUUUUCCAAGCUGUGUUCUACUGUCUCCCCUCUUAUUUUUGUUUCCUUUUUACAAAUGGAAGUGUGAGUACUGCACUGAGUUAUAUAUUUACAUGACAAACAUUGAAGAACCAGCACUGUUUAGCCUGAUACCUUUCUAACUUUAAUGUCAAUUUUAAAUAAAAAAUAUAAAGGCC